Messenger RNA from Spirometra erinaceieuropaei, 582 nucleotides. The record is from the annotation of a GenBank genome assembly. NCBI's taxonomy places the organism in Eukaryota, Metazoa, Platyhelminthes, Cestoda, Diphyllobothriidea, Diphyllobothriidae.
AUGUCCCAAGACCAGAAGUCACUCAUCUACCCAAAUUCUACUGGAGCUAACGUACGCUUGGAUAGGCUCGAGGAGAUAUUAAUGCGCCUGAAAUCCCAGUUCACUGCAGUUACCACUAACGGCCCGCGGCGAACACCAAACCGCCCGCGUUCUUCCUCCGUUUUCCACACCCGCCGCCUACAAUCUCCAAGUAGCGUCUGCUGGUAUCACCAACAAUUUGGAGGAGCAGCUCGACGAUGUCUUCAGUCAUGCUCUUUCAAGGUAUCUGUAACGGCCUCAGGGAGACGAUCCCACCCGACAGUAGAGGCCACUGCUACUGAAAGCGUUGCCAAUCUUCACACUCGCCGUCUGUUUCUCCGAGCCCGUAUCGCUGGCGCCAAAUUCCUUGUCGACUCUGGUGCCGAGGUAGGCGGGGUUCCACCAACUCCGGCCGAACGCAGAACCCGCAGCUCUUUUAGUCUAACAGCUGUCAACAACUCCAGCAUCCCCACCUUUGGACAGCGCUCCACCACACUUGAUUUGGGCCUUCGUCCAAUUUUCCGAUGGGUUUUAUUAUUGCCGACGUUUCCGUCGCCCUCAUAG